This is a messenger RNA of Tyto alba (common barn owl), 2031 nucleotides long. It is a transcript of the gene SMIM3, whose product is annotated as small integral membrane protein 3. NCBI's taxonomy places the organism in Eukaryota, Metazoa, Chordata, Aves, Strigiformes, Tytonidae. The transcript is spliced from 3 exons. Bases 565 to 1263 code for a protein of 232 amino acids. The record is from RefSeq and is a predicted model, not a curated record.
GAGACGCACUCCAGGGAGCGGAGCUCGCUGCAGUACCGGCAGAAGUACAGCUGCGACAGCGGCGCCCGCAUCUCCUUCUCGCCGCGCACCAGGGCCCUCGCCUGCCGCUUGCCUGUGAGGCUCCAGAGGAAACCCCUGCCCACAACCAUCUGCUGCUGCCGCUUGUGAUAAGAACCCAGUGUGCUUCUUAUCUGAAAGCAGCAGCUGGAGGGGGACGUGCUGCUGGAGUGUCAGAGAAGAGGCUGCCCACCAGCUGCCUGUGCGCUGCUCCCAGGGGAGCAGGGAGCUGUGUGCCUGAGAAGUGCCCGGAGGCCAGGGGUGUCUGAGAGCAUGUGGUGGUGGUUUUCCUCACCAGGACUCCAGCAGGUUUCCCAGGAGAGGCAGCAGUGAAGGAUGGAGUGCAUGGGUCCCACUGUGGGUGACACUGGUCUUGUGCCCCAGCAAGAAAAUCAGAACAUCCCACCCCAUCAGAACAUCACCGGCGGAGCAGAAUAUUCCACUGGGCAGCAGGAACGUCGUUCCCAGCGGGUGGGCUGAGGUCUGCCACCUCCCUAGAGAUCCUCUAUGCCCAUGUCUCAGUGCAUCAACCCUGCCCCAAAGCCUUGGGGAGUGCUGGCUGGCCCCUCGCUGCUGGGGUUCUGUGGAGGCUCUUGGUGUUUUGGUUUUCCCUCCUGCCCUGGGCGUCGGAGGCAAGUGGGCACAUGUGAUCCUUUGCUGUUGCUGAGGCAGGAGGGGAACGGGCCAGAGGAAAACCCCUUUAUUAAGCUGUUGUGCUGUGAAAUGUCCCCACCAUGCUCUCCCCCGGCACCUGAAACCUUCGGGUUUGGCCCCAGAUGGUCUCCCCCGGUGGGACGCUGUCCUGGGGGCGGGGAGCAUGAGUGUGUGUGGGGGGGGUGCUGCUCUUGCUUUAUCCCGGUGAAGACAAAAGAUCCUGCGUGCCCUCCCCUCCCCUUUCCUCCCCUCCCCCGCCGCCCCCCGCGGGCCGGGCCGGGCGGGGCCGGGCGGAGGCUCCGUCCCCCGGCGGGGAUCCCGCCGCUUCUCGCCGGAGCCGGAGCCGGAGCCGGAGCCGGGCAGCGCCUCAGGAUGGACCUCCCUGUCCCUGCAGGUCCUGCCGCCCUCCCCAAGCACAUCCUGGACAUCUGGGUCAUUGUCUUGAUCAUCCUGGCCACCAUCCUCGUCAUGACGGCCCUGGUGCUCUGCCCGGCCACUGCCGUCAUCAUCUACCGGGUGCGGACUCACCCCACACGCAAUGGCAUCGUGUGAGGCAGAGGCAACGAGGGACAGCCAGCUUGCCAGUCAGGGGGUCACAGCUGUGGGACCCCACAGAGCCCGAUGGGGCACCUGGAGAGCUGGGGAUAGGCAGGAGCUGGGGUGGGCCAGCACCCAGAUGCCUGUCCCCGUACCUGGUUCUUACUGGGUGAACCCACUGCUUCCUAUUUACCCACCGAGCUCACGGGGACCAUCGGGGAGAUGCUGGCCAGGGCACCAGUGGGGAGACGUGUGACUUUGUGGACAUGUCCAGCUAGAAACUACUCGCUCCCAUGAGGCAGGCAGGCUGGUCUCACCUUCGCUGACGGCCCUGUCUCCUCCCAGGCAAGCAGCAAGGAGUGGAAAUGCCUGGCAAAGUUAUUUCUUCUUUGGAGUUCCAGCUGUUAGGGUGGUUGGGAAAGCAAGAUAGAUGUGGCUUCUGGUUGUGCAUUCAGAGACUCGGCUAAAAGCAUCGGUGACAGAGCCUGUCCUCACUGCACAGCUGGCACUGGUUUCUCCUUUGUCAGAUAUCUCCUGAAAUUUUAGGAAAGCCCUAUGAGGUGCUUGGUUCCUCUGGGUCUCAUGGGGCAGAGAAGUGUGGGCAGCUCCUGCUGAUGUCAAGAGCCCCCACCACUCCCCUGGCAUGCCUGCCCUGUUAGGGGGGGUCUCUAUGCCCCUCGCCUGGCAGGCAAAGUGAGUGGAGCAGAGGGGUUCGCAGUGGCAAGGGACCAUGUAAGCUCUUACGUUUCCCCUUGCUACGAAAUAAAUCGAUUUUAUUCUACA